Molecule: messenger RNA, 864 nt
Organism: Elaeis guineensis (African oil palm)
Lineage: Eukaryota; Viridiplantae; Streptophyta; Magnoliopsida; Arecales; Arecaceae
Product: bet1-like SNARE 1-1
Source: RefSeq, a predicted model, not a curated record
GCUAGCAACGCUACCGUUCUUUAAAAGUCGUGGGCGUUACAGCGCCUCCCCCCUCUCUCUUUUCUUUCCCAGCUUCCCCUUGAGGAGAUCGCGGUGCUCUCUCGAGAUCCGGUCAGCCCCAAGAGCUCUAAUUCCAUUGACCGUCUCCGUUGGCGAUCGUCGUAGGGAAUAGCAAGAGGAAACUUUCUGCGUCGCUCUUAUCCAAGAAAGUUGAUCGUUGCAUAAGACAGAAAAGAAUUGGGAGAAAAAAACUAAAGAAGGGAAAGGAAAGUCUUCAAUUUUGCUUAAAGUAGUGGAUCCAUGAAUUCAAGAAGGGAUUAUCGUGGUACCAGAGCUGCUCUUUUUGAUGGCAUUGAAGAGGGUGGAAUUCGAGCUUCAUCCUACAGCUCUCAUGAAAUUGAUGAACAUGAAAAUGAUCAAGCUAUUGAAGGGCUACAAGACAGAGUCAAUAUUCUAAAGAGAUUGACAGGUGAUAUACAUGAAGAGGUUGAGAGUCAUAAUCGUGUGCUUGACCGAAUGGGCAAUGAUAUGGACACAUCUAGGGGAAUCCUCUCUGGAACGGUUGAUCGAUUCAAGAUGGUUUUUGAGACCAAAUCAAGUCGCAGAAUGGCUACUCUUGUGGCGUCUUUUCUGGCUCUGUUCUUGCUCAUAUAUUACUUGACCAAGUAGCAACCAUAGCUUUUCUUGUUAAGCUACCACAAGUAGCUUUGUUAAGAAAUUGAAAGUACACCCUUAAUUCUGCCUAUGUUGGGAUUCUCAUCACGAUAUCAGUGUGUAUAGUAUUUCCCUGACAAAUCAACAAAUGUCAACAUAUAAGAUCUAUGUUGCUGCUAUCUUGUUUGCUUGAGAACCUAUACUUGUGAA